AUGCAACGUGGAACAUUAAUUCUUGAAGAUGGUUCUGAAUUUACCGGUUUUGUAUUUGGUGCUACAACUAAUACUACCGGUGAAGUCGUAUUUCAAACUGGUAUGGUCGGUUAUCCCGAGUCGUUAAGUGAUCCAUCUUAUUGUGGAGAAAUUCUUGUUCUUACUUUUCCACUUAUUGGCAAUUAUGGCGUACCCGAUGAAAAAGCCGUUGAUGAGUUUGGACUACUUCGAUGGGUUGAAUCAAAUAAAAUUUAUGCAUCAGCAUUAAUUGUUAGUGCUUAUACUGAACAGUACAGCCAUUGGAAUGCUGUUGAAUCUCUUUCAUCAUGGCUAAAAAAACAUAAUGUACCUGGCCUUUAUGGUAUCGAUACACGUAUGUUAACUAAAAAACUUCGUGAACAUGGAACAAUGCUUGGAAAAAUUGUUAUGGAGGGAACUGAUCCAAAAUCAAUUGCAUUUCAAGAUCAGAACAAAUCAAAUCUCGUGGCACAAGUUUCUCUUCCAAAACCACGUAUCUAUAAUCCAACAGGCAAACUAUCGAUUGCCUGUAUUGACUGUGGUCUUAAAAUGAAUCAAUUACGAAUGUUAUGCCAACUCGGUGCAAAAGUAACUGUGUUUCCAUGGAAUUAUCCUGUCAAACAAGAAGAAUAUGACGGUUUGUUUUUGAGUAAUGGUCCCGGUGAUCCGCAAACUCAAUGUCCAGAUACUAUUACAACCAUUAAAUCAUGGAUUAAUAGUGAAGUUGUUAAACCGGUAUUUGGUAUUUGUCUUGGUCAUCAAUUAAUGGCAUUAGCUGCUGGAAUGAAAACAGCAAAACUUAAAUAUGGAAAUCGUGGUCAUAAUCAACCAUGUUUAUUGGAAGGAACGCAACGUUGCUUUAUUACAUCACAAAAUCAUGGUUUUGCUGUUCAAACAGAACAAGGUUUAGCUAAAGAUUGGAGUAUUUUAUUUACAAACCAAAAUGAUCAAUCAAAUGAAGGCAUUAUUCAUGAUUUGAAACCAUUUUUCAGUGUUCAAUUUCAUCCUGAGCAUUGUGCUGGACCCCGUGAUACAGAACAGUUAUUUCAAAUAUUUCUUGAUAUUGUUCAGUCAUAUAAAUCAAAUAAAACAAUCAAUGCGAAAUCAUAUUUAAAAGAACAAUUAACUAGUCGUGAUAGUGGUCCUCAUGCACCACCAGAAGCAUUUUGUACACGAGUGAAAAAAGUAUUGAUAUUGGGAAGUGGUGGUUUAAUGAUUGGACAAGCAGGGGAAUUUGAUUAUUCUGGUAUGAAACAUCAAAUUUUCACAUCAAAUUUUCAUUGUCGUAUUUCUAUAGGUACACAAGCUAUAAAAUCAAUGAAUGAAGAGAAUAUCUAUACUCUAUUAAUCAAUCCAAAUAUUGCAACAGUUCAAACAUCGAAAGGUCUUGCUAAUAAAGUAUUCUUUUUGCCAAUUACACCAGCUUAUGUUGAACAAGUUAUUCGAAAUGAACGUCCCGAUGGUAUUCUACUUAGUUUUGGUGGACAAACAGCGUUAAAUUGUGGUUUUCAAUUGCAUGAAUUGGGUAUUUUAAAAAAAUACGCAUGCAAUGUAUUAGGUACACCGGUUAAAUCGAUUCAAAUUACUGAAGAUCGAUCGUUGUUUGCACAGAAAAUGGCUGAUAUUGGCGAAAAAGUUGCUCCGUGUGAAGCUGUGAAUUCUCUUGAAGAGGCGUUGGUAUCGGCGGAAAGACUUGGCUAUCCAGUACUUGUUCGUGCUGCUUUUGCACUUGGUGGUCUUGGAUCAGGUUUUGCUGAUAAUCGUGAACAACUUAUACCUUUAGUUACAUCAGCAUUAGCACAUUCGUCUCAAUUAUUAAUUGAUAAAUCACUUAAAGGUUGGAAAGAACUUGAAUAUGAAGUCGUUCGUGAUCAAUAUGAUAAUUGCAUUGUGGUAUGUAAUAUGGAAAACAUUGAUCCAUUAGGAAUUCAUACUGGUGAAUCAAUCGUUGUUGCACCCAGUCUAACAUUAUCCAAUGAUGAAUAUAACUUAUUACGCAGUAUUGCAAUUAAAGUUGUUCGUAGUUUGGGUAUUGUUGGUGAAUGCAAUGUGCAAUUUGCAUUAAAUCCAUGUUCAACUGAAUAUUAUAUUAUUGAAGUCAAUGCGCGAUUAUCUCGUUCAUCAGCAUUAGCAUCAAAAGCAACUGGUUAUCCAUUAGCAUAUAUAGCAGCUAAACUUGCUCUUGGAAUGAGUUUAGUUGAGUUGAAGAAUGCUAUAACAAAUGAAACAUGUGCUUGUUUUGAACCAAGUCUUGAUUAUGUUGCCGUGAAAAUUCCACGAUGGGAUUUAAGAAAAUUUGUUCGAUGUUCAAAUAAAAUUGGAAGUUCAAUGAAAAGCGUCGGCGAAGUUAUGGCAAUUGGAAGAUCAUUCGAAGAAACAUUUCAGAAAGCUUUACGAAUGGUUGAUGAAGAUAUUAUUGGCUUUGAACCGUACGCAAGAACAGUCACAGACGAUGAAUUAAGUAUACCAACAGAUAAACGUGUUUUCAUAUUGGCAACGGCUCUUCGGCAAGGUUAUAGUAUAGAACGUUUAUUUGAACUAACCAAAAUAGAUCGAUGGUUCUUGUACAAAUUCGCAUCAAUUAUUGAAUUUCUCGUUAAACAUUCUGAUUCAUUAAUUUUCCAAGACCAAACACUUCUACUCGAAGCGAAACGCUUGGGAUUUUCAGAUAAACAAAUUGGAAUAUAUUGUAAUACCACAGAAUUGGAAGUUUAUGCAUCACGUCAACGAUUUGGCAUACGUCCAUUUGUUAAACAAAUCGACACAGUUUCUGGUGAAUGGCCAGCACAAACCAAUUAUCUUUAUUUAACGUAUCAUGCUGAUAUUGAUGAUGUACAACCAAGUACAAACGAAGAAACGCCUGUGCUUGUACUUGGAUCAGGUGUUUAUCGAAUUGGAAGCAGCGUAGAAUUUGAUUGGUGUGCUGUUGGAUGUUUAAAUGAACUACGACGUCUUGGUCAUUAUACUUUAAUGCUUAAUUGUAAUCCUGAAACUGUUAGUACUGAUUACGAUAUGAGUGAUAGAUUAUAUUUUGAAGAAAUUUCAUUUGAAUCUGUACUUGAUGUUUAUAAUUUCGAAAAACCACAUGGUAUUAUUCUAUCAAUGGGUGGUCAAUUACCAAAUAAUAUUGCCAUGGAUUUACAUCGACAAAGACAUGUUAAUGUACUUGGUACUCUACCAGAAAGUAUUGAUGCAGCUGAAAAUCGAUUCAAAUUUUCUCGUUUACUGGAUGAAAAUAAUAUUCAGCAACCAAAAUGGAAAGAACUAUGCAAUUUUAAUGGUGCCAGUGCUUUUUGUGAUUCUGUUGGUUAUCCAUGUCUUGUUCGUCCAUCAUACGUUUUAUCUGGUGCAGCUAUGCGUAUUGUCUACAAUGCUAAAGAUUUGAAAGCAUAUUUAAGUGAACAUGGCCUUUCAAAAGAAUAUCCUGUUGUAAUUUCAAAAUUUAUUCUUGAUGCAAAAGAGUUAGACAUUGAUGCUGUUGCAUGGAAUGGCCAAGUUGUUCGAUUGGCUAUAUCUGAACAUGUUGAAAAUGCUGGUGUUCAUUCGGGUGAUGCUACUUUAGUAACACCACCGCAAGAUCUCAAUGAAGAUACAAUUAAAAAAAUUCAAUUUAUCUGUUUUUCAGUUGCAAAAGCAUUACAAAUAUCGGGACCAUUCAAUAUGCAAUUAAUUGCUAAAGAUAAUCAAUUGAAAGUAAUUGAAUGCAAUGUUCGUGUAUCUCGUUCAUUUCCAUUUGUUUCUAAAACAUUUGAUCAUGAUUUCAUUGCUGUUGCUACACAAAUUCUAGUUGGUCUUGAACCAGAAACUGUUGACGAUCCGCUUUUUCUUCAUUCGACACGUAUCGGUGUGAAAGUUCCACAAUUUUCAUUUUCACGUUUAUCCGGUGCUGAAGUUUUACGUGGUGUUGAAAUGAUGUCAACUGGCGAAGUUGCUUGUUUUGGGUCUGAUCGGUUUACUGCUUAUUUAAAAGCGUUAAUAAGUACUGGAUACCGUAUACCGAAGAAAAACAUUCUUGUUUCAAUUGGUUCAUAUAAGGCUAAACAAGAAUUAUUAACAGCUAUUCGUACUUUAAUAGAACUUGGCUAUGAAUUAUAUGCUAGUAUUGGAACAGCUGAUUUUUUCGAAGCUAAUAAUAUUAAUAUUAAUCCAAUCGAUUGGAAAUACGAAGAAACAGAAACAAAUUCAAAUGGAUAUGGCAAUGGAUAUGAAUAUACCAAUGGUGAUGGUGAUCUAGGAGCUGUUGAUAAUCCUACACAACGAACUAUUGCUGAUUAUCUUGCUACUGGUUCAUUUGAUUUAGUCAUUAACAUACCAAUGCGUUCAGCAGGAGUAGCUCAUGCAUCCUCGUUUGUUACUCAAGGCUAUCGUUGUCGUCGGUUGGCUACUGAUUAUAGCGUACCCUUAAUUACUGAUGUUAAAUGUGUUAAGUUAUUUGUUGAAGCUUUACGUCGAUUGAACAAUCAAGAAUCAAAAGUCGACAUGUCUAUUGAUUGCAUUUCAACUACAACACUAAUUCGGUUACCUGGUUUAAUCGAUUGUCAUGUUCAUUUACGCGAACCUGGAGAUGAACACAAAGAAGAUAUUGUCAGUGGUACAGGUUCGGCUUUAGCAGGUGGUAUUACAAUGGUCUUAGCAAUGCCUAAUACUAAGCCAGCGCUUACCAAUGAAACUGUAUUGGAGAUGACUGAAAAACUCUAUGAAAAGAAAGCACUUUGUGAUUACGGUUUAUUUAUGGGUGCAAGUAUUGAUAAUGCAAAAGCUGUUGUUGAUAUAGCACAUCGAUGUGUUGGACUUAAAAUGUAUUUAAAUACAACAUUUGGUGAUUUAAAAUUAGAUAAUAUGGAAUCAUGGAUGAAACAUUUUGAAACAUGGCCACCUAACAUUCCAAUUGUAGCGCAUGCUGAAAAUCAAACAGUUGCAAGUAUAUUAUGUUUGGCUGAAAUUUAUUCGCGUAGUGUUCAUAUUGCACAUGUUGCACGUCGCGAUGAAAUUCUUCUAAUACGAGCAGCAAAAAAUAAAGGUUUACUAGUUACAUGUGAAGUAACACCACAUCAUCUAUUUCUUCAUCGUGAUAAUAUACAAAAUAUAUUAAAAGCACAUGGAAAUAUGAAAGGUUUCUGCCAUGUUAAACCUGAACUUCAAACAAGUGAUGAUUGCAAAGCCUUAUGGGAUAAUAUGGAUGUUAUUGAUUGUAUUGCAACUGAUCAUGCACCACAUACCUUGGAUGAAAAAUCAAAUAAAGAAAAUCCACCGCCUGGUUUUUCUGGCUUACAAACAGUAUUACCAUUAUUGUUAACAGCUGUUCACGAUGGAAAAUUAACUAUGGAUCAGUUAAUUGAAAAAAUGUAUACAAAUCCUAAACGUAUAUUUAAUUUGCCAGACCAGGGUGAUGAUACAUUCAUUGAAGUUGAUAUGGAAAGACGAUCGACAGUUGAUGAUAAAUCAUUAUUUACCAAAGCUGCUUGGACACCAUUUAUUGGUAUGAUGCUAAGAGGUUCUGUUCAUCGUGUUGUACUGCGUGGUGAAGUUGUUUUCGUUGAUGGGCAAGUACUAGCUGAGCAAGGUACAGGAAGAAAUAUAGUACAAUUACGUGGUGAAUCCAAUCAUGCUAAGAAAAUCAAAGCGACACAAAAUUUAGUAUUGGAGAAAAAAUAUUCACCUCAUGAAAUAGAACGAAAACGACAACGAUAUAUUAGUGAACCAGGUGUAUUGGAUAAACCAGAAGUUAUACCAAAGAUCGCAGCCAGUCUAGCAAAACAUCAUAUACUCAGUUCUUUACAAUUGAACCGUGUACAAUGCCGUGAAAUUUUUACAUUGGCACAUUUUUAUCGUAAUGCACACUUGCAUCAUCGUCCAAUUGAACCCAUAUUAGCUGGUAAAAUCUUAUCACAUAUGUUUUUUGAACCUUCAACACGCACGCAAUGUUCAUUUACUGCUGCAAUGUUACGUCUUGGUGGUUCCGUUAUUCCAUUUGAUAGUCAAUUAUCAUCAAUUAAAAAAGGAGAAUCACUUGAAGAUUCAGUUAGAAUGUUAAUGAGUUAUUCUGACGCUAUUGUUAUUCGCCAUCCUGAAGUAGGUGUUGUACAACGAGUAGCUGAUAUAUCGCGUGUGCCAGUAAUCAAUGCCGGCGAUGGUAUUGGUGAACAUCCAACACAAGCACUUCUUGAUGUAUUUACAAUUCGAGAAGAAAUUGGAACAUUCAAUGGUUUAACUAUUACAAUGGUGGGUGAUUUAAAACAUGGUCGAACAGUUCAUUCACUAGCAAAAUUACUAACGAUCUAUAGUGAUAAAUCAAUUACACUAAACUAUGUUUCUCCACCUUCAUUGGCUAUGCCUCAAGAUGUCAUGAGUUGUGUUUCAGCAGCAGGCAUUCCGCAAAAAUCAUAUACAAGUCUUGAUGAAAUAUUACCGGACACAGAUGUUCUCUAUAUGACUCGAAUUCAAAAAGAACGAUUUACUUCUGAAACAGAAUACAAAAAGGUUUGUGAUCUUUAUAAAAUAACACCAAAAUUUAUGCGUAAAGCUAAGAAACAUGGGAAAAUGAUUGUUAUGCAUCCAUUACCUCGUCUUGAUGAAAUCAGUACUGCAUUUGAUAUUGAUCCUCGAGCUGCCUAUUUUCGCCAAGCUGAAAAUGGUCUCUACAUUCGUAUGGCUAUACUCACAAUUUUACUUUCAAAGUGA
Molecule: messenger RNA, 6699 nt
Organism: Rotaria socialis
Lineage: Eukaryota; Metazoa; Rotifera; Eurotatoria; Philodinida; Philodinidae
Source: the annotation of a GenBank genome assembly